Paramecium octaurelia is the source of this 745-nucleotide messenger RNA. NCBI's taxonomy places the organism in Eukaryota, Ciliophora, Oligohymenophorea, Peniculida, Parameciidae. The record is from the annotation of a GenBank genome assembly.
AUGUAUAGAAGUUUAGGAUUACUUAUCAGAACUACAUCGAUUGUAUUGAAGUGUUUAAAAUUAGUAUAAUUAAAUGUGGAUAAGAGGUCCAAAAAAAGCAAAAGUAGAGGCAGUUGCCACUUCAGAUGAUUUAAUUAAUAUUUGGAAAGAUAGAAAAGACCCAGAAAUCAAAGAGAUUGAUGAGUAUCCUUUAUGGUUAUUAGAAUUGGCAGUGCCAUUAGACAGCAUAGACGUAGCUUCUAUUUAAAUCGCAGCAAAUGAUAAAGCCUAUGUUAGCUAUAAUUUGUUAUUUAGCACCCUCCAGCAAGUCAUGUGAGGAGUAUUGUUAGAAGUAUUAAAAGACAGAGAAUUAUCUUAAUGAAUAAAUACACAGCUUUAAAUAGAGAUGGAGAUGUAAUUGGUGAUGAUGAUCUCAAUGACUAAGAAGAUCAAUUGGAGCAUAUUUAAUAAGAGAAAUUAGCAGAAGAAGCUGCAGCCGAAGAAGCAGCAAGACUCAAAGAAUUAGAAGAAGAUGAUGAAGAUACACCUAAGGGUAACAUUGAUUAAUUACUUAUUAAAUAGCAAGAAAGCCAGCUAUUAGAAAAGAAGAAGAUGAUGACGAUAAACCAGCAGCUGGAAAGGGUGGUGAUAAAGAUAAAGCAGCAGCUGGCGCUAAAGGAGGGGCUGCAGCAACAGGAGCAGCAGGAAAAGCUGGAGAUACUGCCAAAGGAGGCAAAAAAAAAUGAGGUGUAAAUCUAUAUUGGAA